Messenger RNA from Cricetulus griseus (Chinese hamster), 621 nucleotides. NCBI's taxonomy places the organism in Eukaryota, Metazoa, Chordata, Mammalia, Rodentia, Cricetidae. The record is from RefSeq and is a predicted model, not a curated record.
AUGUUUGGGAUCAAUCAUCCUCCACUUUUUAUAAAAGACAUUAAGGCCGGACUGAAAAACGUAAAUGUUGUCUUUAUUGUCCUGCAGUUAGAACGCGUGACCAGAAUCAAAGACGGCCAUGAAGUGAGAUCCUACAAAGUAGCCGAUGAAACGGGAAGCAUCACUAUUUCUGUAUGGGAUGAGAUCGGAGAGCUCAUACAGACAGGGGAUAUUAUUCGUUUGACCAGAGGAUAUGCUUCAAUGUGGAAAGGAUGCCUGAUACUUUAUACUGGAAGAGAUGGUGAACUUCAAAAAAUUGGAGAAUAUUGUAUGGUGUAUUCAGAAGUGCCAAAUUUCAGUGAACCAAACCCAGAUUAUACAGGGCAGCAGAACAAAGCGGUACAAAAUGAGAAGGACAGAGUGAGUGUUGGUACUUUUGGGCCAGUUGGAAAUGGUGUUAAGACUAGGCCUGAAUCAAGGGGAUAUCAUCUUCCAUAUACUGGUACAAGAAGUGGCCGGAAACCCAUCAAUCAACAGCUUCCAGGAGCUCAUAGUAGUCAAACAGUCAUGACCACAAUAAGUAAUAAAAGGGAUCCGAGAAGAGUCUUUAAAAGAUGGCCUAAGCUAAAGAGACUCAUAUAG